AUGUUCAAAUUAAGCUCUCGACUCGUCACAUCUAGGUUUGCUGCCUCUUCCAGACUUGCCACGGCUCGCACUAUAGUAUCGCCCAGGCCCUUUCCGUCAUGGAUCUCUUUUCCAGUCAAAAGAUUCAAUUCCACAGGAUCAAAUAGUAAUGAUAUCUCGGAAAUCCAAACCCAGUUGCCCUCCAUCGAUGAAUUGACCUCUUCAGCACCUUCUCUUUCAGCUUCCACUUCGGACCUUAUCGCUAACACGACGCAAACAGUUGGCGAGCUUUCUUCUCAUAUAGGCUAUCUAAAUAGCAUCGGUUUGGCCCAAACUUGGUACUGGCCUUCUGACGUUAUCCAGCACGUCUUGGAAGCUGUUCAUGUCUACUCCGGUUUGCCCUGGUGGGGGACGAUUGCCGUCUCCACCAUUCUGAUUAGAUGUCUCAUGUUCCCCCUCUAUGUUAAAUCCUCAGACACUGUUGCUAGGAAUUCCCAUAUCAAGCCUGAGCUGGACGCCCUAAACAAUAAGCUGAUGUCUACGACAGAUUUGCAGCAGGGUCAAUUGGUGGCUAUGCAAAGAAAAAAACUGCUCUCCUCGCACGGUAUUAAGAAUAGAUGGCUGGCUGCACCCAUGCUACAAAUACCAAUAGCUCUAGGGUUUUUCAAUGCAUUGAGACAUAUGGCAAAUUACCCAGUGGACGGGUUCGUCAAUCAAGGUGCUGCGUGGUUUACGGACUUGACCCAAGCAGACCCCUACUUGGGUUUGCAAGUAAUUACUGCCGCGGUUUUCAUCUCGUUUACAAGACUGGGUGGCGAGACUGGUUCCCAACAAUUUAGUUCCCCAAUGAAACGUCUUUUCACUAUUCUACCCAUCAUUUCGAUUCCGGCCACAAUGAACUUGUCAUCCGCCGUGGUACUCUACUUUGCCUUCAAUGGUGCCUUUUCUGUCCUGCAAACCCUUAUUUUAAGAAACAAAUGGGUUCGUUCCAAACUGAAGAUAACAGAAGUGGCCAAACCAAGGACACCCGUUACUGGCGCCUCUUCAACGGAAAAUAUGGGCAUUUUCCAAUCUUUGAAACAUAAUAUUCAAAAGGCGAGAGACCAGGCAGAAAGAAGGCAACUAAUGCAAGAUAACGAGAAAAAAUUACAGGAAAGCUUCAAGGAGAAGAGACAGAACUCGAAGAUCAAAAUCCUUCACAAAUCAAGUUUCAUUAAUAACAAAAAAUAA
Molecule: messenger RNA, 1209 nt
Organism: Saccharomyces mikatae IFO 1815
Lineage: Eukaryota; Fungi; Ascomycota; Saccharomycetes; Saccharomycetales; Saccharomycetaceae
Gene: OXA1
Product: membrane insertase OXA1
Exons: 1
Coding region: 1-1209 (402 amino acids)
Biological process (GO): protein insertion into mitochondrial inner membrane from matrix; mitochondrial respiratory chain complex IV assembly
Cellular component (GO): mitochondrial inner membrane
Molecular function (GO): membrane insertase activity
Source: RefSeq, a predicted model, not a curated record